CCUAAAAUCUGUGUUCUUCCUCCUGAAACCGAAUCCUCCAGCUGCGGCGUCCCAGGCGCCCGCCCCUCGCCCGCCGCGUCUCCUGGCGUCCCUGCCCUCGCCCUGCGCUGUCCGCGCGCCUCCAGCCCGCGGUCCCCAGCGCCUCCGACCCGACCCCUCGCCCUGAAGAUGAAGAUUUGGUUGCUGCUGGGUCUUCUGCUGAUACAUGAAGCCCUGGAGGAUGUUACUGGCCAACAUCCUCCCAAGAACAAGCGUCCAAAGGAGCCAGGAGAGAACAGGAUCAAGCCUACCAACAAAAAGGUGAAGCCCAAAAUUCCUAAGAUAAAGGACAGGGACUCUGCUGAUCCAACACCAAAGACACAGUCUAUAAUGACUCAACUGAUGGAUAAAGGUCGCUUCCAGAAACCCGCUGCUACCCUGAGCCUGAUGGCAGGGCAAACUCUGGAGCUUCGAUGUAAAGGGAAUAAAAUCGGAUGGAGCUAUCCUGCAUACCUCGACACCUUCAAGGACACCCGCCUCAGUGUGAAGCAGCAUGAACGCUACGGCCAACUGACCCUGGUCAACUCCACCGCGGCCGACACGGGUGAGUUCAGCUGCUGGGGACAGCUCUGCACCGGCUAUGUCUGCAGGAGGGACGAGGCCAAGACGGGCUCCACCUACAUCUUCUUCACAGAGAAAGGUGAACUCUUCGUACCUUCUCCCAGUCACUUUGAUGUCGUCUACCUGAACCCAGACAGGCAGGCUGUGGUUCCUUGCCGAGUGACCGUCCUGUCGGCUAAGGUCACCCUCCACAGGGAGUUCCCGGCCAAGGAGAUCCCGGCCAACGGAACUGACAUCGUUUACGACCUGAAGAGAGGCUUUGUGUAUCUGCAGCCGCACUCCGGCCACCAGGGGGUGGUCUACUGCAAGGCGGAGGCGGGGGGCAAGUCUCAGAUCUCCGUCAAGUACCAGCUGCUCUACGCAGAGGUUCCCAGGGGCCCUCCAUCAACGACCAUCUUGGCAUCCUCGAACAAGGUGAAGGGCGGGGAUGAUCUGAGCGUCCUUUGCACAGUCCUGGGGGAGCCAGAUGUGGAGGUGGAAUUCAGGUGGACCUACCCAGGGCAGAAGGAUGAAAGGCCCGUGACGAUUCAGGACUCCUGGCGGCUGAUCCACAGAGGACUUGGGCACACCACAAGGAUCUCCCAGAGUGUCCUGAGCAUUGAAGACUUUGAGACCAUUGACGCAGGUUAUUACAUUUGCACUGCUCAGAAUCUCCAAGGACAGACCACAGUAGCCACCACUGUGGAGUCUUCCUGACUUGGAAGAUGAAGUAUAAAUGAACUGAUGGAAAGCCCACUGGGGUGCACAGCCAGCUCCAGGGUUCUUUGUCUUUGCCAGGGCCAAACCCCAGGCCCUGCCUUGUGAGUCAGACCCAGACCUCCAAACUAAAAGGAAGUCAUUGGUCUAAUUUUAGAAGUGUUAACUCUCCUAGCAGAAAGCAUGUAUUCUGACUGCUGACCUACGUAUAUGCAUUUCUAGUGUUUCUACUCAGAAGGCAUAUAUGUAAACAACUUUAUAUAAUCAUUUUCUAUUAAAGGAGCAAGUUUUUGUAAAAAGUAAAAAAAAAAAACAAGGGCUAAGUGCUCGUUGUUUUUAGUCGGUUUGAAGUACAUCCAGAAGCACUCAUUGGCAGCAAUGUUUGAGUCAAUACCUAAUAUUCCCUUUGGUAUCAUAACCACACUAUGAGAGUCUAAAAAUGUAGUGAUUUUAUAUAUAUAGUUCAACUAUACAUGAACUAUUGUAUGAUAUAAAGUAUCAAAAAAUAUAUACUUUUUUUUAAAAACUGCUGCACUCAGAAUGACUAGUUCUAGAUUAGACAUUUAGUAAGAACAACAGCAUUUUGUUGUUGUUGUUUUAAAGAUUGUUUAUAUAGGUUGUACUGGGUCUUCAUUGCUGCCCGUGGGCCUUCUCUAGUUGCGGGGAGCGGAGGCUGCUGUUCAUUGCACUGCACUGACUUCUUGUUGCGGUGGUUUCCCUCUCUCACUGCGGAGCACAGGCUCUGGGCGCGUGGGCUUCAGUAGUUGCAGCUUACAGGCUCUAGAGCCCUGGCUCAGCAGUUGUGGUGCACAGGCUUAGCUGCUCUGCGGCAUGUGGGAUCUUCCCCAAACAGGUAUCCAAACAGUGUCCCUUGCAUUGCAAGGUGGAUUCUUAACUACUGGACCAUCAAGGAAGCCCAGCAUGUGUUUUUAAAUCCUUAAUGUUCAAUAUAAAAUUGAUGCACAGGUUAAGGAAGAUUCCACUUUGUUUAGGCUUAUUUUUACCAUCUUCAAAAUAGGUAGACUGUGGCUGUUCCAAGUUUCUUAUACAGCAGAAAUUAUUAUUAAAACCAGUAAAAGUUGAUUAUGUCUCAAAUACCCAUAGCUUUGAAUUUAGAAAAUCUUGAGGUCUAGCUCUGGGAGCUAAAUUUCAGCUCAUGUCCAAUUUUGUGGUUGCAAUGGAAAUUCCUAGGAAAUAGGUUAAGAGGAGACAAUCCCUAUGGUUCAAACUAGAUAACACUUUGGAGAGUGAACUAUGUCAGAGGAUGCAACCCUUAUAUUGAAUAUUCCAGCAUUAUUUAUUUAAGUAAAAUAUUUUCCAUCACUCCAAACUGAGCACAACUAUGGCUGUUUCCACACUCCUAUUUUUAUGAUGUGCCAACAUUUUGCAUCCUAAGUGGUAACAUUGUUUUCAAGAUAAUGUUAAAGUUCUGUUUUGUUUCCUCUCUCAUCAUCUCCCAUUCUCUGAAGAUGUUUUGUGUUAACUGUGUCAGAAUGAUUACUCCAGAACCUAAAUGGCAUGGAGGACACAGGGAACAGCACAACAUUUACCACGUGCAGGGAAUGGAUGGCAAGCCCCGCUUUGGCUAAUGAUGCUGAGGACAGCUGGAAAGUGAGCAGAGAGAGAUUCCAGGAGGUGGCAGUGAACCUACGUUCCCAUGUAU
This is a messenger RNA of Capra hircus (goat), 2959 nucleotides long. It is a transcript of the gene PDGFRL, whose product is annotated as platelet derived growth factor receptor like. Lineage: Eukaryota; Metazoa; Chordata; Mammalia; Artiodactyla; Bovidae. Bases 169 to 1296 code for a protein of 375 amino acids. The record is from RefSeq and is a predicted model, not a curated record. The transcript has 6 exons.